Molecule: messenger RNA, 4280 nt
Organism: Danio aesculapii
Lineage: Eukaryota; Metazoa; Chordata; Actinopteri; Cypriniformes; Danionidae
Gene: tmem266
Product: transmembrane protein 266
Exons: 11
Coding region: 478-2118 (546 amino acids)
Cellular component (GO): plasma membrane
Molecular function (GO): voltage-gated channel activity
Source: RefSeq, a predicted model, not a curated record
GAUGCUGGCGUUCACGCUUCAAUCCGAUCGCGUCUAAUCGCAUCGCGGCACGAUGGACAACGCUGGGGUCCCUGGCGUGAUUUAAGAAAGGGAAAGCCCUCAGCGCCACAUAUAUAAAUAUAUAUACACACACACAAUGCACUCCAAUGCCUUUCUCUGGAUGUCUGGGCUCCUGAUAGCACCUCGCUGAGAGAUGAUGCCCGCGUUACGGUUUGCUCGUCGUCCGCUUUAUUUGCGAAAUAAGCCGCUGAACGGACGCUUGACCACUGCGAACCUGCAUUCACGCAUAAAGCCUCUUCUGACCAUCGGCAAGGCACAGGGUAUCUUAUAUACGAGGGCUUGUGAGACACGAUUAAAGUUUCAACGAUGUAAAUCGAGGUCUGGAGUCAGUGAAGUGUCCUCAAUCUAGCACAAACUAGAGCUCGCCAUUGAGAGAAGAUCCCGGACGUUUGUUCAGCGUUUGCUGCGUUUCGCACCAUGAGCCAACAGCCUCAGGCCCCUCAGCAGACGGUGGCGGCGGCCCCGGAUCUGGAAGUGAUCUCCCAGCAGGUGGAGGACGAGGGCCAGUGCAUGGCUCCGGUGCAGCUGGUCAGUUUCGCCUACCGGGACCUUCCUCUCGCCGCCCUGGACCUCUCGCUGGCCGGAUCACAGCUACUGUCCAACCUGGACGAAGAGGAUAACCAGGAGGGGUCGAACUGGCUGAAGCCGUGCUGCGGGAGAAGAGCUGCGCUGUGGCAGGUGUGUUUGCUGAGCGCCGGGUUCAACUGUUUCCUGGUGGCCUGCGUCAUCCUGGUGGUGCUCUUACUGACUCUGGAACUGCUCAUCGAUACCAAGCUCCUGCAGUUUAAUAAUGCGUUCCAGUUCGCCUGCAUCAUCCACUGGAUCAGCCUGGUCAUCCUGUCCGUGUUCUUCACUGAGACCGUGUUUCGGAUUGUGGUGCUCGGGAUAUGGGAUUAUAUCGAGAACAAAGUUGAGGUGUUCGACGGGGCGGUGAUCGUCCUCUCUCUGGCCCCAAUGGUGGCCUCCACGGUGGCCAAUGGUCCCAGCAGCCCCUGGGAUGCCAUCAGCCUGAUCAUCACCCUGCGCAUCUGGAGGGUCAAGCGGAUCAUCGACGCGUAUGUGCUGCAGGUGAAGGUGGAGAUGGAGCUGGAGAUCCAGCAGUACGAGAAAAGCAAAGCAGUGAGAGAAGAGCAGCUGGAGAGACUCACACAGAUCUGCCAGGAGCAGGCCUUUGAGAUCCGGCAGUUGCGAGCUCACCUGGCGCAGCAGGAUCUGGAUUUGGCUGCGGAGCGAGAGGCCGCCAUGCAGAUCCAUCACGUGUGGGGCAAACAGAGCAGCAGCUUCCAGGAGAUCGACGGUCUGAGACCCGCUGGAGCAGAGAACAGCAGAGAGCCCCGAGCUCCAGCAGAGAGUGUCGUACAGGAUGAUAUGAAUAACUACAUCAGUCAGUAUUACAGUGAGCCAAGUAGCGACAUCGGUGUACCUGACCCUGGUGCACGUGUCAUAACCACAGCAGCCAUCGAUGUCCACCUUCCCACCAACCCCAACCAGUUGCCUCCCUCCCUGGUCAGUGCCGAUGGCCCAGGCAGCGGGCAGGAGCGCACGGGCAGCUCUGUAAGUGAAGCAUCCAGCACGACCAUGUCCCGGUCCAGCUGCAGCUUUACAGCCCGGCAGCACAGUGUCAGCAGCCACACACUGGGCUCCACAACUGACUGCAGCUCUACAGUAAGGGAGGCUUCCACCUCCGACUACAGCGGUCAGCGCUGCUGCCCUCCUCCAUACUGCAGCCCUUUGACCCUCGGGACACAACCUGGCAUCCACGACCCCAGCGCAGUGGUCAAAGAGCUGCUCUCUUCCUUGUCUGAGGACUCCUGCCUAGCGCAGAAAGGCAGGGUGGACCCGGUCAACCUUAAAUUACCUAGCCCGGCAGGGUCAGUAAAGGCCAGCCCGGAACUGGAGCACAGGGUGAACAUUUACAACAAGAGAAACCAGGAAAGUCUGGGCGUAUUCCAGACCAAGCCACUAAUUCACCUGCAGGGGACCGAGCCAUCUCUGGACGAGAAGUACAGACUUAUGGAGCCAGCAGAUACUCCACUGAGCCAUAUACCAGACACAUAGAGCAUGAAGAGUGGAACGGUGACCACCAACACCAGCUGAAGCAGCCUCUCUCUUGGCCUCUUUCUGUAUUGCUUACUCAUUGGCUGUGUCCGAAAUGCGAAUAACGGACUUUUGCUGGAAGCACCUACAGAUGUCCUGACUAGAACAGUAACUACAACUUUUCUGUAGACCGUUAUUUGCUGGAGCAUCCACAGGUAGAAAGAGAUCAUGGAUAAUCAUACCUUAGUUUAGGUUGAGAAUCUACAAGAAUUUAAUCUGAUCAAAUUUGAAAACAGACAUAGCCUUGUCUGUCAAUUCUGAUUGAUCAAAAUGUGUAGACUAUAUCUGACUUUAGAGAACUGUGUUAAGGAACUACUCCUCCAGGCUGUAAACUGGGGAAAAAUUGGGUGGUGCUUUCCAGCCAUUAGUCAGCCUGAGUAACUUACAAUCCUUCUUCUGAAAGGUCCACCAUUCUUUCAGAGAUACAAACUACUGGAAGUUAAGUGAUUAUGAAGACAUUAAUUUGGCUCAAGUAGGGUUAAAGCUGAACUCUACAGGAGGAUGUGUCUUACAGGGUAGAGUUAAGGCAGGCAUGCAUGGUGUGAAUUAUGGCGGAAGGAAGAUCCCAUGUCCAUGGACAAGUGAGUUUGUGAAAAUUGUGAUUCACAACUUUAUGACCUGGCGAAUUCCAAAGCAAUUGCAUUAAAGUCCAUGCCAAAAAAACAUGGGAAGAGGAAGAUUUUGCUUUCAGAGACACUCAUGGUUUCUCUCUUGCUCACAUUGGAGCUUAACAAUGUGAGCCAUGAAUAUUUGCUAUACAUACAGGUUUUUUUAGCACCAGAAAUUAUAAAGCCUACUCUGCUGUAAACUAUCAUCUCGAUUAACCCUGUUAUGCAAGAUGCAUCAAACAUCAUGCUCACACUCGUAUGACAGCAAAAAUUGUAUUGUGUGCACUCGCUUUUAGAUGACCACUCAUAUCCAUUAUCCACUUUUAUUUCCCAACUCUUUUCUUGGAGACAAUUCAACAGUCAAUCAAACACACCUCAUUCAACUCAUCAACUCUUAAAAUUGAUUGAACGGGUAAGGGAGGCAAUAAACAUCUAUAAUCUGCAUGGGUGUACAGAAACCACUGGCAAACACUGCUUUACGCAUCUGAGGCAUGAACUAGUGACAGGAAUAGUUUACCGAUCGGUCUGCACCAACUAUAGAAAUGCCUUAUUUUUUUCGACACACUGUUGUUCCCUAUUCAUAUCACACAACCAGCAGCAAGUGGUUCCUUGAAAGAAUGGUUCCUGAUGGAGCAGUAGUAUAGAAAAAGGAAUUGUUGAGGUUGGUUAACUCAACACAAAAGACACAACCUAAUCAGUGUCUUCAGAGUUACUCUACAAUUGCUGGUUGGGGAGUUUGAUCAAGGUUUUAACAAGACGAUGUAAAAGACUCCAAGGUUGGAUUUGAAGCCUGCUUUAGGGUGUGAAGCAGGGGUGCCCAAUCCUGUUCCUGGAGAUCUACCUUCCUGCAAUUUUCAGCUCCAACCCUGAUCAAAAACAACUAAAGCUGCGGUCACACUGGGCUUUUCCUCCCAUAGACUUCCAUUCAUACGCACGUCAAUGCGUCAGACCGGAAACGCAGAGUCAUGCGUUAAGUUUUGGUAAUUAAAGACAGGUGCAUUUGAUCAAAGUUGCAGCUGAACUAUGCAGGAAAUUAAAUCUCCAGGAACAGGAUUGGGCAUCCCUGCUGUAGAGUCAUACAAAAUUGUUGAGUGAUUGGGCAGUAGUUUCUUUUGUUUUCGGACACAGCCAAUCUGUCUCUUUCUUUGUCAACAGCACUAUGAUACUCUCUCCCAGGUUUCAUGUUCUCAGAUAGGGGCACAGGAAGUGACAUCAGGAUAAUGCCCUCUGCUACCCGCCUCAUGCAACGUUCCUUCUUACAGAUGCACAUUUCUCUCUCUCUCUCGCCAACUCUGCAAGAGCACUUGAACUGUCUCACUCCUGCCAAAAAUUGCACAACCUUCCAAGGAGUCAGGGAGAGGUACUUUGGGAGCCAUCAUUGGAAGAUCCUUCAGGAAUUUUAGUGUGUCUGUUGGGCGAGUGUUGUAUGAAACCAGCAAAGACACACUCUUUUAGACGGUAGGCCAAUAUCAGAGUGUGGCUGGAAGACUUAUCAUGUGUUCUCAUUCAGGGUGG